GAAUACAGAUUCUAUACAGUAGUCGGACAGUGAAACAGCGACACAGUCGACGUCUGAGGAGACACUGUUUCUCUUGUUCCUGCCAGAGCAACCGCCCAGGGCUACAACGCAAGCAGCAGCAGUUCAAAAGGAUAGCCGGUCGCGUGGAUUCGCGCACGCAGCUUUUUCCUUUUCGUUCUUCUGUCCGUUUUCCGCUUGUGCAAACCGGAACUCGAAGGGAUUCGAGCCGCUGGCUUCUCCCUUCUUUGGUCGCUCUCAAGAAACGCCCCUCCUCGCUUGUCCUCUCUCCUCUAGUCGCUGCGGCUUUCUCUUCACUACACACGCUCCACGAUGGGGAUUCUAGAGCGUAUCAAGGAAAUUGAGGCCGAAAUGGCCCGCACUCAAAAGAACAAAGCCACAGAGCACCAUCUCGGCGGACUGAAAGCGAAACUCGCGCGGCUUCGCUCGCAGCUCCUUGACCCUCCAAAGGGAUCUGGAGGCGGCAAGGGCGACGGAUUUGACGUGGCCAGGCAAGGAGAUGCGCGCGUAUGCAUGAUUGGAUUUCCGUCUGUUGGAAAGUCGACGUUGCUGAAUUCCUUGACGGCGACGUCUUCUCAGCCGAGCGCCAUGACGGUGGGAGCGUCUGGGACGUCUGCGGGCACAGACUCUGUAAAGCAGCUCUCGGCUGUCGGAGCCUACGAGUUUACGACGUUGUGCUGCCAGCCGUCAGUGUUUUACGUGAACAACGCGAAGAUCCAGCUACUGGACUUGCCUGGAAUUAUCGAAGGCGCAGCUGAAGGCCGCGGCAGAGGGCGACAGGUGAUUGCUGUGGCACACAGCUGCGAUUUAAUUCUCGUCGUCCUCGACGCGACCAAAGAUGAUCGACAGCAACAACUUCUUGUCAGGGAGCUCGAGGCGGUCGGCAUUCGCCUCAACAAGCGCCCACCAAAUAUCUCGCUGCGCGUCAAGAAGGGAGGAGGUUUGACGGUGAACUUUACCGUACCGUGCCCCCGGCUGAAUCUGAAGACCGUUCAACAAAUCCUGCAGGAAUACAAAAUAUUCAAUGCCGACGUCGUUAUUCGCGAAGACUGCUCCGCGGACGACUUCAUCGACGUCGUGGAAGGCAAUCGCAAAUAUGUUCGCUGCAUCUACGUGUACAACAAGGUCGACAUGCUGCCUCUGGACGAGAUCGAUAAGAUUGCGAGAAGACCCUACAGCGUCGUCAUCAGCAGCAGCGCCCUGUGGAACCUCGAGCAGCUGAAAGAGCGCAUUUGGGAGGAACUUGGCAUUUCGAGGGUGUACACGAAGAAGAAGGGGCAAUUUCCUGACUUCGAAGACCCUGUCGUCAUGACAGAGCAACGAGGGCCUUGCACAGUGGAGACAGCUGUGUCGAUGAUCCACAAGGAACUUCUGAAGGACUUCAAGUUCGCGCUCGUCUGGGGUUCCAGCGCGAAACACAGCCCUCAGCACGUUGGCUUAAGUCACCGUCUCGCCGACGAGGACGUCCUCCAGAUCUUCAAGAGAAUUUGA
Molecule: messenger RNA, 1509 nt
Organism: Toxoplasma gondii ME49
Lineage: Eukaryota; Apicomplexa; Conoidasida; Eucoccidiorida; Sarcocystidae
Product: GTP-binding protein, putative
Exons: 13
Coding region: 331-1509 (392 amino acids)
Biological process (GO): cytoplasmic translation
Cellular component (GO): cytoplasm
Molecular function (GO): GTP binding; GTPase activity
Source: RefSeq, a predicted model, not a curated record